AUGUCGCGUUUUGGAAUAGCGGUGCGGGACCCCAUCAUAUAUGCCAAGGCCACUCGCCAUCGGGAGAGGCAGGAGGGGGGUGCAAUCUGCGUGACAGGUCCAGAGGAUUGGAACCGGUCCACGGCAACUGUCACGAAACAAGCGCGAGGGAACACUGCCUCGUUCCGGGCCACGGCGCGGCGGUCCCCACGCAGCGUGUCCAUGCAGGGCGCAACCCUCCAUCGUUAUGCCGAGUCUGAGCAUGACGGCAGCAAUUUCUCCACCCAUUUCCCCUGGGCCAGCGUGCUGUCUUUGCGGCGGGGUGACGAGCUAGCCAGUCAGGGCACGGCUAUUGCACAGCUGUUGGAGUCGCAGGUGCACAUUAGCCCAGGCUUGGGCGGUCAACCGGCGUCCAUCGUAAACGCUGGACUGGGGACAAGCAUUCAGUGCCGGAAUCCUCCCGGCUUUGGUUUGCUUUUGCAGCAUGGACCCCCACGUCGCAGCGAAAUGUCAGAUCUUGGUGAGAGCCAGAAUACUGUCUUUCACUGCAUGCCCGACCCUGCGCCGGCCUUGGCAGGCUGUGGUACGCGCGGCCGUCGAGGGCGUUGGCAGCCAGAGGGCCAAGGGCCAAGGGCCAAGGGCGCAACCGAUUGAGGAGGGGUCGGGCAUGUUCUGCCCGAGGAGGUCGCUCGCCCCCACCGCACGCCCGCCGCCAAAACUCUGCGUGUUACGAAGCCUGGACAGCUGGCUCCUGACUGUUGCUGACCAACCCAGGGCCCGAGACUGGGGCCCCAUCCCCCAUUUCCCGUCCCCUGCGGAAAGGUCCCCUGGCCAGACGGGCUGGUGGGGUCCGGAGCUGGACUAGCGCCGGACUCUUGCGCGCCGGGCCCCUGCCACUCUUGCUUCCCUGCCACCCUGUCAGACUGGGCUCUUCCAAUGUUUGUUCUCCAGCCCAGCAGCUUUGGGAUCCGCCCUCCCCCAGACUAGCGGUCCCGGCAUCCAAAACAAAACGGUGGGGUUUCCGGUUGGUUGAUGACGACGACGGGCGCCGUUGCUGCUAGCCUACCUACCUAUCUAUCUAAGAGGAUCCAUCUAGGCCUUAUCGACAGCUAUGUAGAACGCAACUGCCGACCGAUAGUCGGACCGGAGCAGAGUCUGAUGGGCAGGCACCUGGGGUGGGGUGGCCACGCACAAUACCAUCUACUCUCACCGUCUUGGUGCAUAACACGAACACGUCGCCUAGCUGGCUGGGAUCUCAUUGCCGGAAUAACUUGCCAGACGGCCUCGUUCCCUGACACGGCGCAACACGACCACCGCGUGCGCGGGCCCGGCGCAAUGGUCGAACCGGCCGCCGCCCGUCAGUGAGAUCCACCUUCCUGGCCGGGAUCGUCCUGCGUUGAGAUAAUCGAAAUUCCCGUGACUCGCUCGUCAGAACCCACCUGGGACGCGCCGUUUGGGAGCUUCUUGGCCUCCAAGUUGACGAAAACCUUAUGCCAGGAACCUGCCUCGUUGGGCGUGGUUUGGCGAGAUGAGCCGGCGCGGGUGCCGCGUCAGGUGCCGCUCGUUCUCUGCGGCCAACUUUGUUUGGCGGAUUUUUCGGUUCGGUUUCUGUUCCUGGCCUUGUUGCCAGCUGCGCCCCGCGAAGGUGCCGGGUACCCUAUUCAACAAACACCUGCCUAUCUGGUUGCUGACUUGUUUUCGUCUCGAAUUUAUAAGCUCGUGGAAUGUUUCGGCAUUUGAUCGUAUUUUCGUAUUCGAUACGGGCACCCAUCCGGUCUGCCUGGAGGCAUUGGUUGCUUUUGCUGCUCUCGACGCUGCCCUAUGCACAAUAUGAAAAUGACCAAAUCAAGAAAAUAGACGGCUUUGCGCGUUGAGCUUAUAUCCGUCAUUCUUUAGUCUCUCUCUCAUCAGGGGGGUUUUUUUUUCACGCUUUCGUCUUGGUAUUUAUGAUCCCUGAGAGACGUCAAGAUGAACGGGAUCCUUGUUGGAGACACUGCAAACUGGGGUCUCCAUGCCUCGAAUGCAUGCCUCCCGCGUGACAGCGGCAAACAAGCGAGUUUAAUGUGACUUUUCCAGGCAUGUCAUCUCGCCUCGUUGACGCCAGGAAACGCAAUCCAAAAUCAUACCUCACAUCUCCUCGGAGAGUGGUGGCACUGUUCCCUGGC
This is a messenger RNA of Gaeumannomyces tritici R3-111a-1, 2144 nucleotides long. RefSeq lists its product as hypothetical. Bases 1 to 633 code for a protein of 210 amino acids. Lineage: Eukaryota; Fungi; Ascomycota; Sordariomycetes; Magnaporthales; Magnaporthaceae. The record is from RefSeq and is a predicted model, not a curated record. The transcript is spliced from 4 exons.